AUGGGAGUCCUCAUGGAGCGAAUGGCGGAGGCAUCGGCAAAUGAACCUAGAGCUGGAACGGUUUUCUCAAUUAUUUUAUCUAUGAUAUCAAUGGCAGUUUUGGCAAUUUGUAUGACUCGUCGCGUUCAAAAUGUACAGGAUUGGUCUCGAUACCCUCUCGUUUGUUGGUUAUAUUAUUCGUCGAUCGUCAAAACCACGCAUCAAAGAUCCGCUUUACCUCUUCAACUCGAUUGGAUUGCUAAUUCCUUACUGUGUAGUCAUCGCGUUGAAUUUUAUCUUGUGAGUGUGGCUCCAAAUCUCUGUUGGAAAGGAGCUCUUGUUGAUUUAGAUUCCAAAGCCGAUUCGCCAAUUAUGAAAACGGCCUUCGAUAUAUUAGUCAACGUCUACCUAACAUCCUUGUUUCUCGUUCCACUACAAGGCUUGUACUCCUAUAAAAAUAACCCAAACUCACAAACACGUACCGUCGCACUCCGCACUUUUAUUGGAAGCUGUUGUGCGCUUACUUCUAGUGUCGUUAAUUUGACGUUAUUAUUGGUGCUGAGAGGUGAACCAGGCUGGAUAUGUCUUAUGUGUUGUAAUCUCGACAUACUCUUCAGUGUUCUGGUCCUGCAUUGGAUAACUUCCAAAGAUAAUGCUUCCACCUUCCUUCCGCGUCGUUCUCAAUCACAUACCCAUUCACAUACUCGUUCCUACCCCACAAUUCGCACUAGCGGCCUACCUUCUCCUACUUCUCCCCGUCCACUUAUUUCCAGUCCUCGUUCUACUCCCGAGAAUAUGGGAUUCUCGAAUCGAGAUCGUAUGUUUACGAGUAUAUGCGGUAUAAAUGGUGCAAAACCAGAUGAUUAUAGUUAUGCAAGGGAUGCUAUCGAUUUACCGACGGUUACGACUACUGUGACCGCGGGAGUAGGAGUCGAAGAUACGGUCGACGGAGAAGAUGAAGGGAAGUAUAGAGGGCUCGGGAAUGGAAAUGGAGAGACGGGGAUCAGGAAACCGAAAAUGGCGAUUACGGUAGAGAGGGAUCAUGUGAGGGAGGUGGUGGAGACGGGAAUUAGAAUUGUGAAUGAUCGUGAUUAUGAGAGGUUGAUUUUGACCCUGCCGAGGAGUAUUAGUGGGGGUGGUGGAAGUAUUGGGAUUGAAAUUGGAGAUGAGGAGAAAGAAAGGGGGAAUGGAAGGAUAGGGGAGGAAGAUGAUACGGAUAUUUCUUUUUGA
Botrytis fragariae is the source of this 1209-nucleotide messenger RNA. RefSeq lists its product as uncharacterized. The coding region runs from base 1 to 1209 and encodes 402 amino acids. The transcript is spliced from 9 exons. The record is from RefSeq and is a predicted model, not a curated record. Lineage: Eukaryota; Fungi; Ascomycota; Leotiomycetes; Helotiales; Sclerotiniaceae.